Guyanagaster necrorhizus is the source of this 463-nucleotide messenger RNA. RefSeq lists its product as uncharacterized. The record is from RefSeq and is a predicted model, not a curated record. The transcript is spliced from 2 exons. Lineage: Eukaryota; Fungi; Basidiomycota; Agaricomycetes; Agaricales; Physalacriaceae. The coding region runs from base 35 to 337 and encodes 100 amino acids.
CUAAUUCUGUGAACGCGCCUUCAAAUCAAAUAAAAUGAAAUCCAGACCAGAAGCGCCCUCACGGAGACUUAGAUUAUGCCGUAAAAGCGGGCGUGCUUGGAGACCCGACGCUCGCUCUUGCUUCCAUUCCACGUCGCUGCGUAUCUAUCGUCGCGAAACCCACCGAAUGUUCGUCGCAGAACUCGGCUCCCGAACCCUAGUUGCGGAAAUAAUGAUCGAUCGACAACGGAAGAGUGCGACACCGAGUUGGCCGAACACCUUGCGAUGUCAGCCCGCUUUGAUAGCUGUGCUUUGUCAUUUCGGUACCUUGACAUUCUCUACCAUGAAGAUGGUCUAAUGACCAUUCAAACUAAAGACCGGUCCCGGGAAUAAUUAUGCAAUGUACCGGCGCUUUUGAAUGUCAUCAUUUAGGCACCCGGGAAGCGGGGACGCGAGAACACUGAACCAUCUUAAUUCUUCCCGA